Histoplasma mississippiense is the source of this 168-nucleotide messenger RNA. RefSeq lists its product with no specific name. The transcript has 2 exons. NCBI's taxonomy places the organism in Eukaryota, Fungi, Ascomycota, Eurotiomycetes, Onygenales, Ajellomycetaceae. Bases 1 to 168 code for a protein of 55 amino acids. The record is from RefSeq and is a predicted model, not a curated record.
AUGCGCAAAGGAAACAAGAAAGGACGAAGGGGAAAUAAAAAGAAAGAAAAAGAAACCGAAGCCUUCGAAAGCGAGGUUGUCUCAACAUUAGUGGUUAUCAACGCCGAGUAUAACAAGGAGCCGAACAAAGCGGAGUCGAGAAAACGAUGCGGCACGAGGAAAAUAUGA